AUGGGCGCGUGUGCGUCUUCUCAUUCUGCGACGAUGACAAAAACGACAAGUGCUAGUGCUAAGGGCGGCAUUGCGUGUGCGACGGAGUCUUUCCGGAGACCGUCGUCGAUCGUGGUGAUGGACAUGAUGGGGGGAACAAAAGAGUACAGACAACCGAUCCCCGCGAGCAUGGUGCUUUCGGAGAACCCGAAUUGUUACCUCUGCAAUUCAGAGUCAAUGUACAUCGGCACGUGCAUGCCACGCAUGGCCGAUGAGGAGGAGCUUCAACCUGGCCGAAUCUACUUCCUCGUCCCACUCUCUCAUUUUCAUUCCCCUUUGUCCCUCCGUCUUCUCUGUGAUCUCGCCGUUAAAGCCAGCACUGCACUUGUCAAAACUAACGAUAACGGAGUCUCUGUUCAGCGCCCCUUAUUUACAACUGCACGUACGAAUACCCGUUCAGAGGAAGAUAAGGUCAAAAUGAAAACGUUCCAUCAUCCACUGUUUUCGCUGGCGGCUUUAGCCAUUUUCCUCGUCUCAGCCACCGCGCCGGAGCCUGCGCCGCCGCCUCCGACGCUCACGGCAGCUGCGAGGGAGUUCUUAGAGGCGCACAACGAGGCAAGAGGCGCAGUGGGCGUGGAACCGCUGAAGUGGAGCGAGAAGCUGGCGAACUUGACGAGUCUUCUGGUUCGGUACCAAAGGAACAAAAAGGGAUGCGAAUUCGCGAACCUCACCGCGAGCAAGUACGGCGGAAACCAGCUGUGGGCGGGCAUGAUGGCGGUGACACCGAGCGCGGCGGUGGAGGAGUGGGUGAAGGAGAAAGAUUUCUACAUUCACGCGAAUAAUACGUGCGUGUCUAAGCACGAGUGCGGCGUUUACACGCAGGUUGUGUGGAGGAAUUCAACGGAAUUGGGGUGCAGUCAAGCGACGUGUGUGAAGGAGCAAGCUAGCUUGACCAUUUGUUUCUAUGAUCCACCUGGAAACGUCAUUGGGGAGACCCCUUACUAAUUAUGCUAAUUCUGCAUUCCUUUCACUAUCUCUUUAAUUAUAUGUAUCAUCAAGCAUAUGCUAUUUAAGUGUUAGAUUAGGUGUAGCCGUGUAGGCGUAAUGUCGUAAGAAUGUAAUAUUGCUAUGUCAAUUUGUCAAUGUCAUGCCACGAAUUGCAUUACAUAUAUAUGAAGUGAAUCGGAAUCAGCUAGUAGCAUGGCACAAGAUAAGAUUGCAUGGAUUUAUUUGUUUUGACUUAAGUUAUUUCCUCUCCUACCUGUGUAUUUUUGAAAGGUGGAUCUUAAGUGCGUCCUUUCCACACUUUUAUUACUUAAAUAAUUAAAAAUUAAUAUUGAAUGUAAUUAGAAAUCUGGCUUUAAAAGCUCUAGUUAUAUAUGAAAGGGGAAUUGUCUCAGCCUUAAGAAGGUUUUCUGAUCAUAUUUUUAAACGCAUUUCUUGAUCCUGGAAUGGGAUAAAUUAUGUACGAAAUUUGCCUCAGAGAAUACUUAUGGCUAAUCUAAGAUUUAAAUUGAAUAAUUUAUGAUAUAGACGUUAAAAAAUUGGGUCUAAUGAGAGAGGAUUGUCUAACAUAUAAUUAUUUUUAUCUUUUAUUUGUUUGUAUACAGAUGCAACCUGAAAAAGCAGCUCAGUGAUUGGGCUGGUGCUUUUGGGGUACGAGUAGUGGAAGUGGAUAUCGUGAUAUCACUGACGAAUAAUUAGCCUGGAGUUCACGUGCACAUAAGGGAUCAAAUACGGACUUGGAUCAACAUGUGAACCUAAAAAUCUUGCAACGUCAUCUUAAAUUUUAGUACGUGGAUCAUACUUGAGAUUGGAGAUUAUUUUCCUAUAUUGUUCUGUUCUUUGGUUCCAUUUGGGUUCCAAGCUGGAGACGCAAAAUCGGUUUUAGGUGCAGACUAGUCAAACAAACACUAAACUCGUUAUAGUAAAUCAUUUAUGAUUUUUUUACCGCUGCCACGUCGUGUGAUUAUAUUAUUGGUGAUCUAAAACCCCCCCACCUUUGAUUUUCAUGUUUUCUGCUAUCAUUUGUUUUGUCUUUAAGCUUAUAUUAAUAGUUUAAUUCCCAACAAGUUAGACAAUCACCAAACAUAUACAUGUGGUGUGGGAUUUGUACGUUAGUAACACAUUAUUUACACCGCUCGCUGCAGAAUCUCAAUUAUUUUGACACACUACUGCAACUACAGGUUCUCCAAUGACAUAACAAGACAUUACAAAUGCAAAAUGCUUCACAUGCAUUGCAAUAUUAUAUUUUCUGUUGAUGCUACCUCCGACUUUGUACAAAAAGAAUUACGUAGAUCAAACAAUGCCAAUCGUCUCCCACAC
Abrus precatorius (Indian licorice) is the source of this 2304-nucleotide messenger RNA. RefSeq names its product STS14 protein-like. NCBI's taxonomy places the organism in Eukaryota, Viridiplantae, Streptophyta, Magnoliopsida, Fabales, Fabaceae. The transcript is spliced from 2 exons. The record is from RefSeq and is a predicted model, not a curated record. Bases 1 to 984 code for a protein of 327 amino acids.